Messenger RNA from Salvia hispanica, 720 nucleotides. RefSeq names its product HMG1/2-like protein. NCBI's taxonomy places the organism in Eukaryota, Viridiplantae, Streptophyta, Magnoliopsida, Lamiales, Lamiaceae. The record is from RefSeq and is a predicted model, not a curated record.
CUCAUUUAAUAACCUCUCACUCAACAUCUUCUGCAUCUCAUUCUCCUCGCCAAACCCUAUUCAUCGAUUUCUGCUGUUUUUCAUCUCAGAUUUCAGAUGAAGGCAGGAAAAUCUAAUGCCGUUUCCAGAAAGCCGGAUAGCAGGCUUUCUGUGAAAAAGCAGACGAAGAAGGAGAAGCAGGCUGCGAAGGACCCUAACAAGCCGAAGAGGGCUGCGAGUGCCUUCUUUGUUUUCAUGGAGGGCUUUAGGAAGGAGUACAAGGAAAAACACCCCAACAACAAAUCUGUUGCUGCUGUUGGUAAAGCUGGUGGUGAUGAGUGGAAAUCUAUGAGUAAAGAGGACAAGGCCCCCUUCGUUGCAGUUGCAGAGCAGCGGAAGGAGGAAUACGAACGUCAAAUGAGGGCAUACAACAAGAAACUGGCUGGCGAGGAAGAUGAGGAGUCAGACAAGUCUCAAUCUGAGGUGAAUGAUGACGAAGACGAGGAGGGGAGUGGGGAGGUUAGCGAAGAAGAAGAAGAAGAAGAAGAAGAUGAUGACUGAGUAAAUUUUGAAGAUGAGGAUGCUUUGCUUAUAGUCAUAUAUUGUAUAUGGAAACUCUCCUUCCACAUCUCCACAACACAAUUAGGACAAAAAUCUUUUAGUUAAGCACUGAUGCAAUAUUUUGUAUUUGCUGUAAAACCUAUUUUCAAGCACUUAUUUGGAGCUUUUUGUUAUCUUUUA